AUGACACGGCUGGUUUUAUUAUUUCAAUUUUUUUUAUUAAAUAUUUUUUUGAGCACUUAUGUCCUAGCUAAAUAUACCAGGAUUGUCCAAACAGAUAAAGGGAAGGUUCGUGGAAAUAUAUUGGAAACUAUUCAUUUAAAACGUCGAUAUUCAGCUUUCAAAGGUAUACCUUAUGCUGAACCACCCAUUGGAUAUGGACGACGAUUUAGACGUCCUGUACCAGCCAAGCCUUGGAGUAGAGUAUUAAAUGCUACCGAAGAUCCAAAUGAUUGCGCACAAUGGCAAUUUACUUUGAAUCCAAAUGAUCGUCAUAUUGGAAGUGAAGAUUGUCUUUAUUUAAAUGUCUAUACACCAGAAUUAAAUUUUACAAAUCCCCGACCACGAGCUGUUAUGGCAUAUAUCCAUGGUGGAGCCUUUCAGUUUGAAUCCAUUCAUAGUUCAAAGCUUGGUCCAGACUUUUUGAUUGAAAAAGAUGUUGUGGUAGUGGUAAUGAACUAUCGUCUUGGUGUAUUUGGUUUUCUUGCCAUAGCACCAGCUUAUUUUGAUGCUAAUAACGGCUUGAGAGAUCAAGCUGAAGCUCUUCGAUGGAUUCAAAGGAAUAUAAGAAAAUUCGGUGGUGAUCCUGAUAAAGUAACUCUCUUUGGCGAAAGCGCUGGAGCAGCUUCUGUUGAAUAUCACAAACUUUCCCCACAAUCUAAAGAUUUAUUCAGAGCAUCCAUUGCCAUGAGUGGUGCAGCACUAAAUGAGUGGGCAUAUUUCCCUAGCAGACAGUCAGCUUACAUGGGAUGGCAUUUCGUUGGAUCUUUACUCAAUUAUUGGUCUGAUGAAGAAGAUUUAUACAGACAAAUGGUUCACAAAAAUCAAAUCCCAUUCAGACCCACUAACGAAGAUAAAUCAGUGAAAGAUCCAUUUUUACCUUAUCAUCCGUUAAAACUCUAUAGAUCUGGACAAUUCACUGCCAAACCUCAUAUGUUGGGAGUUAUGAAAGAUGAAGGCAUUUCAUUUGUUGCUCUCAUUUCAAUAGUCACUGAUAUUCUGGGUAAUUCAUUUACAAAAAGAUUAUCAUCAUCAUUGACUGAUGUCUUUUUUAUCAAGGAUAUAGAUUUGACUCAACGUUUUCUAAGUACCCACAGUAAAGCACCAGUUUAUUAUUAUAUGAAUUCUUUUGACUAUGAUCAAGCUUUGCACAAAGUUGAUGCGAUGAAAUCUAAACCUGGUGCUGGUCAUGGUGAUGAUAUUGCUCAUAUAUUUUGGGUGAACAAUAAACGUCAGCCAAUAGAUCCUAAUAGUGAUAUUGGUAGACAUCGGCAGAGAAUGGUGACUAUGUGGACGAAUUUUGCUAAAUAUUUAAAACCAAUUCUAAAUGAUGACCAUAACUUAGGUAAUGUCAGUUGGGAAGAAUCAGGCACAAACGGUGGUUAUUUAGAUAUCAAUAGAAAUUUAAUUUUCCAUGCUAACAGUAGACCUAUAAGUGAGAAUACUGCGAAAAUGGAGUAUGACCGAGCAAUCCAUGGAGAAUACUAA
Chelonus insularis is the source of this 1524-nucleotide messenger RNA. RefSeq names its product venom carboxylesterase-6-like. The transcript is spliced from 6 exons. Lineage: Eukaryota; Metazoa; Arthropoda; Insecta; Hymenoptera; Braconidae. Bases 1 to 1524 code for a protein of 507 amino acids. The record is from RefSeq and is a predicted model, not a curated record.